Messenger RNA from Trypanosoma conorhini, 834 nucleotides. RefSeq names its product 3-demethylubiquinone-9 3-methyltransferase. Gene Ontology annotation, biological process: ubiquinone biosynthetic process. NCBI's taxonomy places the organism in Eukaryota, Euglenozoa, Kinetoplastea, Trypanosomatida, Trypanosomatidae. Gene Ontology annotation, molecular function: 2-methoxy-6-polyprenyl-1,4-benzoquinol methyltransferase activity. Bases 1 to 834 code for a protein of 277 amino acids. The transcript has a single exon. The record is from RefSeq and is a predicted model, not a curated record.
AUGCGCGGUGUAUCGGCUGCCGAAAUCGCAAAGUUCCGUGAGCUUCAAAGUCAUUGGUGGGACCCAAAUGGCCCGCUCCGUACCUUGCAUGCCUUCAACCCGCUUCGGGUGCAGUACAUAUCCAACACAUGCAAGCACUUUGCAAAGCGGUCUGAUUUUCUCGCCCCGUCUGGUAUCACGCCUGGAAUGCGUAUACUUGACGUGGGCUGCGGCGGAGGCAUUCUCUCCGAAAGUCUUGUGCGAUUGGGUGGCAACGUACUUGGAAUUGACAUGUGUGAGGAGAGCAUUGAUGUGGCGCAGCAGCGUCGGGAGCAGGCCUUGCGUGAAGUGGCAUCCUGCACCUCACAGGACGCUGCGGCCUCGCUUGCAUAUCGCCACGUUUCCCUCAACACGAUUGUAGCUGAAGAGAAGCAGCAGUUUGAUCUCGUAGUCGCCUCGGAGGUUAUUGAACACGUUGAUGACGCACCGGGCUUCUUGCAAGAUCUUUGCAACGCGACAAACCCGGGCGGGAUGCUUAUUAUAUCUACGAUGGACAAGUCUAUUAGAACAGCUAUUAGCCACGUUGCUGUUGCUGAGUAUCUCACAGGAGCGGUGCGGCCAGGUACGCAUGACUGGUCAAAGUUUGUUCCUCCCCAGGACCUUUCUAGGUGUGCACAACAGCAUCACCUACUUCAAGUGGAUCUUCAGUACAUUGUGACGUGGCCAGACGUGUUAAUGUCUUUGGCCACUCGGCAGCUGCAGUUUGGCUUCUCGCUUUCAAAGCGGUUUGAUACGGGGCACUACUUUUGGUCCGGACUGAAGAUGGCGACCCCCACGUCAAACCCCACUCCGUAA